AUGGAUGUGGUGGGCCCCACGAGGGCCCUUUCUCUCUCGGGCAGCCGCUACUUCUUGACAAUUGUGGACGACCACACGCGUGCGGUGUGGGUGUACCCUCUCAAGACUAAGGGGGAGGUGGCAGCGGCUGUUCUUAAGGAGUGGAUGCCGAGAGCACAAAGGGAGAGCGGACACAAGGUGAAGGUGAUCCGCACUGACAACGGAGGAGAGUUCAUCGGCGCUGAUUUUGAGAAGGAGCUGAAGCGGAAGGGGAUCCAGCAUCAGCUCACAGUGCCUUACAACCCUCAGCAGAAUGGCGUGGCUGAGCGGUUCAACCGGACCCUGCAGGAAGGUGCUCGCACUCUCCUUGGGCGUGCAGGGCUGCCGGAUCCGUUUUGGGUGACAGCACUGCGGCAGGUCGUUGUUGUGAAGAACCGGGUGCUGGCGACUGUGGGGGACAAGCAAUGGGUCCCCUACACCAAGUGGUAUGGGAGUGUGCCUGCAGUCAACAUGCUGAGAACUUAUGGCUGUAUGGUGGUGUUUCAUGUGCCUAAGGAGAAGAGGGGAAAACUAGAAGCUUCUGGGAGAUGGGGUGUGCACUUGGGGCUUGCUAAGGAUCACAAGGGCUGGCUGAUUUGGGACUUGACCAGCCAGCAGCUGACUGUGUCGAGGGAUGUGAAGUUCCUUGAGUCCUUGUACUACAAGGAGUGGAAGCAGCAGCAGCAGAAGCUUCCCACUACACCGCUGAUCAUUGAGGCUGAUGAGGUGCAGCGGCCUUCGAGGCAAGUGCAGGUCACUGUCUCAGAGGAGGAGAUUUCUGGGGUGACUGAGGAUGGGAGAGAACCUGAGGUGGAGGAGCAGCAGCAGCAGCAGCCACAGCAGCAGCAGCAAGGUGCUCCACAAGGUGCCGCGCGUCCGGCUGACCGUCCCCGGAGGGAAGUGCGCCCUCCUAACCGGCUGACCUAUCCGAGCUUUGGCAAGCCAAAGGCAUAA
Closterium sp. NIES-65 is the source of this 972-nucleotide messenger RNA. The record is from the annotation of a GenBank genome assembly. NCBI's taxonomy places the organism in Eukaryota, Viridiplantae, Streptophyta, Zygnematophyceae, Desmidiales, Closteriaceae.